Torulaspora delbrueckii is the source of this 357-nucleotide messenger RNA. RefSeq names its product Cox16p (gene COX16). NCBI's taxonomy places the organism in Eukaryota, Fungi, Ascomycota, Saccharomycetes, Saccharomycetales, Saccharomycetaceae. Gene Ontology annotation, cellular component: mitochondrial inner membrane. Gene Ontology annotation, biological process: mitochondrial respiratory chain complex IV assembly. The record is from RefSeq and is a predicted model, not a curated record. The transcript has a single exon. The coding region runs from base 1 to 357 and encodes 118 amino acids.
AUGUCUAUAAGUGGGAGGAAGUUUAGGUCAAGAAAGGAACAGCUAGCGUAUGAUGCUUCUAUUGCGGGCAGAUAUCAAAAACUGCUGAAAAAAAAUCCCUUCUUAUACUUUGGUUUGCCCUUCUGUAGUCUAAUAGUGUUGGGAUCGUACUGGUUAUCGGGAUUCACAGCGGUAAAAUACGAGCAGGCAGACAGAAAGAUUCAGGAACUACAAGAGGAAGACCUGGUGAAAAUGAAAACCAGUCAGCGGAAGUUCGACCUGAAAGAAGAGUACUACCGCUUACAAGGUCUUGCUGAAGAAGAUUGGGAGCCGGUAAGAGUCCCUAGAGGAGAGGGAGAAUCGGAAAAUGUAUGGUAG